UGGUGCUCACUACCUACUACUGGAUAUCACUGUCAGAUUUUUGAGCUUGUUAACUGAUAUAGGAGCUAACUACCUGAAACAAGAUCUCACUAGCUAAUGCUGGAGUUCACUAGGUGAUGCUGGAGCUCACUAGCUGAUUCUGGAUUUCACUAGCUGAUUCUGAAGCUCACUAACUGAAACAGGAUCUCACUAUGUGUCUGGAUCUGAGUGACAUUUGAAUGGAGCAGUGAUCGUUAGGCAGCAGGUGACACAACCCGGUCAGUAUGGAGAUGCAAUGGUCAAAUGAAAUGCAGCAUCCAUUUACCAAAUUCUCUGAGUGGAAAUUCAAACUGUUUAGAGUGAAGUCCUUGGAAAGGAGACCAUCUGAGGAAGAAAAAUCGGAAAGUGAGUUUUCGAACUCCUGCUCCUCAGAGGAAAGCCCUAUACUUCUGGGGAAUGCAAACAAUCAAAGUCUUGACUCAUCACCACAAGUGCCAACAAACUUAAAACCACAGGAAACCAAUGUGGUUGAACACAAUAAAACAGAGCUGACAAGAGUGGAAGAAGAAGUCCAUGUAGCUGCUAUUCAGCAGCUGUGCCGCAUUUGUGGUGCUUCAUUUAAAAUGGAUCAGCAAAACAGAAGCUAUCCAGUCCAUGGACCUGUAGACAGUGAAACCCAGGAGGUUCUGAAACGGAGAGAGAAGAAAGCCACCUCCUGGCCUGAUCUUAUCUACAAGAUCUUUAAAAUUGAUGUGAAAGGGGAUCUGGACAUCAUUCACCCCACCCGGUUCUGCCACAAUUGUUGGAUAAUUAUGAACCAAAAAUUCAACCAUAAUACAAGUGAAGUUUAUUUCCCUAGAAAUAAUGCCGUGGAGUGGAGAGUGCAUUCCUCUGACUGUGAUGUCUGCAACACUGCAAAAAUUUGGGGUAAAAGAAAGGGGUCUCUUCAAUCACACUCCCAUCUCCCUAAAAAAUGCAAGCUGGGACCAGAAUUUGCAAGAAAAAACAAGACCUCUAAUCAUCCAUCCCAUGGGAAAAAUAACAAAGUUCUGCUUCAGAUACAAACACAUUGCAAGAAGAUCCAUCUAGACAGCAGCCUGUUGGUGGUUGACUACCCCUCUGCCUUUAUUAAAUCAGUCACUUGCCAGGUGUGUGAACACAUUCUGUCUGAUCCUGUGCAAACCACCUGCAAGCACUUGUUCUGUAGGAUCUGCAUUCUCAAGUAUAUUAAGCUUGCAGGCUGUUACUGCCCAGCCUGUAGGUACACCUGUUUCCCCACUGACCUUACAACACCUGUGAAAUCUUACAUUAAUGUCCUGAAUUCCUUAGUGUUAAAAUGCAAAAUUUCUGGAUGUGAUGAGGAAACCUCCCUGGGAAAGUACCAUACUCACAUUUCUAAACACACAGAGAGCAAAGAAAAAGAGGCAUAUGCACAUAUCAACAAGGGAGGGCGGCCAAGACUGCAUCUGCUUUCGCUUACAAGGAGAGCUCAAAAACAUCGCCUGAGGGAGCUGAAGAUGCAGGUCAAGGCUUUUUCAGACAAGGAGGAAGGUGGUGAUGUGAAAUCGGUAUGCCUCACCCUCUUUCUCUUGGCCUUGAGAGCUAGGAAUGAACACAGACAGGCAGAUGAAUUGGAGGCCAUCAUGGAGGGGAGAGGUGCAGGACUUCAUCCAGCUGUUUGUCUUGCAAUACGAGUAAACACCUUUCUCAGCUGCAGCCAAUACCACAAAAUGUACAGAACUGUCAAAGCUACAACAGGGAGACAGAUCUUCCAGCCACUGCAUGCUUUGAGAAAUGCAGAGAAAGCCCUCUUACCAGGGUAUCAUCCAUUUGAAUGGAAGCCACCUCUUAAAAAUGUUUCCACUUGUACAGACAUUGGGAUUAUUGAUGGACUUUCUGGACUGAACCGUUCCAUAGAUGAAUACCCUGUAGAUGUAAUUUCCAAAAGAUUUAGAUAUGAUGCAGCUCUGGUCUCCACUUUAAAAGACAUGGAAGAAGAUAUUCUUCAAGGAUUAAAGUCAGAAGACCUAGAUGAUUACUUUAGUGGGCCCUUUACUGUAGUGAUAAAAGAAUCCUGUGAUGGGAUGGGGGAUGUGAGUGAAAAGCAUGGCAGUGGGCCUGCAGUACCCGAAAAGGCUGUCCGCUUUUCUUUCACAAUAAUGAAUAUUAGUGUUAACAACAAUAAUGGCCUAGUGAGAAUAUUCGAAGAGACUAAACCAAACUCAGAGCUAUGCUGUAAGCCACUAUGCCUAAUGUUAGCAGAUGAAUCUGAUCAUGAGACGCUGACUGCCAUCCUGAGUCCUCUUGUAGCUGAAAGAGAGGCUAUGAAAACCAGUGAGUUAAUGUUGGAGAUGGGAGGUAUUCUGAGAAAUUUCAAAUUCAUAUUCCGUGGUACAGGGUAUGAUGAAAAGCUGGUGCGGGAAGUAGAAGGUUUAGAAGCAUCAGGCUCUGUAUACAUCUGUACCCUGUGUGAUGCUACACGCCUGGAAGCAUCUCAGAACUUGGUUUUCCACUCUAUAAGUAGAUGCCAUACUGAAAACUUGCAGCGCUAUGAAACAUGGAGAGCCAACCCAUACCACGAAUGUGUAGAUGAACUGCGGGACAGAGUAAAAGGUGUUUCUGCAAAGCCCUUUAUUGAAACCCUUCCAUCAAUUGAUGCAUUGCAUUGUGACAUUGGAAAUGCAGCUGAGUUUUACAGAUUGUUUCAGCUUGAGAUAGGAGAAGUCUACAAAAACCCCAAUGCCAGCAAAGAUGAGAGAAAGAAGUGGCAGUCAACACUUGACAAGCACCUCAGGAAAAGAAUGAACCUAAAGCCUAUAAUGAGAAUGAAUGGGAAUUUUGCCAGGAAGCUCAUGAGCAAAGAGACUGUAGAGGCUGUCUGUGAGCUAUUGCCUUGUGAGGAGAGAAAGCAAACUCUCAGGGAGCUGAUGGAUCUAUAUCUAAAAAUGAAACCAGUGUGGCGCUCUUCAUGUCCUGCCAAAGAAUGCCCUGAACUGCUGUGUCAGUACAGCUUCCACUCCCAAUGCUUUGCAGAGCUGCUGUCCUCCAAGUUCAAGUACAGAUAUGCAGGCAAGAUCACUAAUUACUUCCACAAAACUUUAGCCCAUGUGCCAGAAAUAAUAGAGCGGGAUGGCUCAAUUGGUGCUUGGGCCAGUGAGGGAAAUGAGUCUGGUAACAAACUCUUUAGGCGCUUCCGGAAGAUGAAUGCUAGACAGUCCAAGUUUUAUGAGAUGGAAGAUGUACUGAAACACCACUGGCUGUACACGUCUAAAUACCUCCAGCGCUUUAUGAAUGCUCACAAAACUCUAAAAAACCAGGGUUUCACCAUAGACAUAGAGCAAAAUCCAGAAAAGGCAGAAGAGGAGCUAGAAUGCUCCAUGGAAUCUUUAGAAUCUAUGGAAUUCUAAGAUACUUCAGCAGAAUUACUCUGAGAUUUUCCUUAGUCUCUUACAAAAGUAAAGGUGCCGGAAGUGUGAAAUCACCACUGACAUACAGUGUGGUCAGAUCUAGAGAUGGGCUGCUUUAAAGAGCCCGGAUGCAUCACUGUAGUGUGGUUGUUCAUUCCUAUCAGAUUUUAGCACCAGGUUUUGUAAUAUGCAGCAAAUAUACAGAAAAAGGAUGAAUGCAGUAAAAGAAAAGUAAAAACUAGACACCUGUGGUUUUCUGAAUGGCAACAAUUGGAAUCAGCAAUUUGGUUCAAGAGACAUCUUACAAAACAAACAUCUUGAUUAUGUGUUUUUACAAACAUAAUGCAAACACAUUUUUUCAUUAAUUUUCAUUUUAUACAAAGGAAUUGUUCUUGCUGUAGAUCUAGCCUAAAUAACUUAUACUCCAGUUAUAGUUUGUACCUAGUUAAUUUGUAGGGAGUGUUUUAUUAAAGCUAUCAUACAUUGUUAGUUACGUUUAUUGUAACUAGGAAUGGCAGCAAUUUUGGAACUAUAAUCCAACAUUUUUUGGGGGUUUUAUUGAAUAAUGUGUUAACUAAAAUAUUUCUUGUUAUGCAACAGUGCACAAUUAGAAGCACUGUUCACUCUACUAAAUACUCAUGUCCAGGUCCUAAAGGGCUGGACAUAAUAAAAUUAAGGGAGGGUAUAACUAUGGAGCCUGUGCAGUAACACAUAUAGAUUAUAUAUUCUCAUUUCACAACAUGCUCUUUAAAAGUUGUGGUAGACCAUUUUAGAGCACUGUAUGGUCUGUUUUAAGAAAUUUCCACAUUCUUAACAGUUAUUAUGUUUACUUUGAUUGACUCUUCCAUGCUAGUUCUUGGGUUAGUAUUUAUAAUAUAUUAUUGAGUCCUAGCAGGGUAUUUGUAUCGUACAGGACUGUGUUUAUUUUGUUGUAAUCAAUACUUUAGAAUUAAGCCAUUUUAACUUUAUACAUUUAAAACAUUUUUUUGUGAAAUGUUAUUUAGCAUUCUCAGUUUUGGAAGACUAAAUACAUUGAUGUUUAAUAGGUUGAUAUCAUAUUCUGCUUAUGUUACUGUGCCCUUUGAAGGGAUACAGUUUCAGAUAUUUAUGAAUCUGCGUUAAGUAACAUUUCUACCUCUGGUUUGGUCAGUUGUUGUGUGUAAGCUGAUGGAUAUAAAUUGGUGGUUAUAGCCCGGUGAGUGUAGACUGAUGGGUAUAGGCUGGUGGGCAAAGGCUUAUUUAUAUAGACUGAUGGAUAUAGGCGGGUGUGCAUAGGCUUAUUCAUAUAGGCUGGUGUGCAUAGGCUUAUUCUUAUAGACUAAUAGAUAUUGGCUGAUGUCAUAGGCUUAUUCAUUUAGACUGGUGGGUAUAGGCUGGUGUGCAUAGGCUUAUUCAUAUAGACUGGUGUGUAUAGGCUGGUGUGCAUAGGCUUAUUCUUAUAGACUAAUAGAUAUUGGCUGAUGUCAUAGGCUUAUUCAUUUAGACUGGUGGGUAUAGGCUGAUGUGAAGGUUGGUGUUCUUUGAGUGCUGAGUUACUCAGUAGGGUAGCCAGACAUUAUUCUGAAUUCUUUACUUACCUCAGACUGUUACUUUAUGGUACAGUGACAAUUUCUAUAUCACAGAAACUUGUGUGUGUGUUGUCUAUGUUAUCCUGUGCAUUAUAACACAAACACUUUAUUUUGUAUUCUAUCUAACAACUUAUAUAGGGAUUUUCUCCGGAUUGGACUUAAAGAGCUUUACACAAGGUACAUUUACAUAAAAGAGUUAGCAGUUACAGUUUUCAUUACUGGAAAGCUUGUGUAAACAGGUAGGUCUUGAGUCUUUGUUUAAAAUGUCUAGGGAGGUGGUUUUAACUGUACUGAGUGUUCCAUAGUGAUGGGGCGACAUGGCUAAAAUCUUGCAAACCACAUUUGUGGUGUAUUCUUGGCACAUUUAGUUCUAGGUAUGUGCUGAUCAAAGAGUGUGAGUUGGGACAUAGGGCACCAGUAAUUCUUUAAAUAGCUUGGUCCCUGAUCAUGCAGAGCUCUGUAGGAUAGCAGGCCUAUCUUGAAUAGUAUGUGCAAUUUUAUUGGCAGCCAGUGCAGGGAGUGAAGGAUGGAUGUCACAUGGCAAAAUUUUGACUGGCCAGUUAGCAGCCGUACUGCAGCAUUUUGUACUUACUAGAUUUGAGGUUUGUACGUUUUGAUCCUCCACAUUCUAAACAAUUUUGUGUGCAAACAGUGACACUUACCUGCCUGUAUAUUUAGUUCUCUUUUAUAAUUGUUUUAUUUCUAUUUUUAUUAACAUCUGUGUAAGGCACUAGUGAUUCUUUAUUUGCAUUAUUUUUUAGUAUUUCUCUAAUAAACACUGAUAGUUACUAUUUGAAUGAUAUAUUUGUGUAAUUUUUGCCCAUUUUAUUAAACAUUCCUUUUAUAAUUGGGAACGCCUUGGUCACUUCCUACAUUAUUCUAGGAAAUCAUAAAUCUAUUUGACAAACAGUAUAGAUGGUUUUAAUAAUUUUGGAAGGGUAUUUAAUCACCCACUAAUUGUCCACUAGUAAGGAUAGCAUGCAACUCUACAUCUCAGUGCAAGAAUAAUGUGGCAAGUGAAAUCACUUUAAGAAGAAGUUGGGGAUAUGAUUAACCCCUUGGAUGCUAGAGAGGGUUUCAAACCAUGGUGAAUCAAUGCAUUGCUUACAUCUCUGACAUCCAGAGGGGUUAACUUGAGUUUGCUCUUCCCAGCAGCAACAUGUCUGCAUGGACACAUUUCUGCAGCCACAUACAGUCACAUUGACAUAAUGGCAGCAAUAUAUGUGCAGUACAAAUUACAAUAUUCAAAGCAAAAACCCAUUGAAAGUGGUUGAAAUUACCUCAAAAGACAAUUUUUUCUCUCUCUCUACCUCUAUAGACAUUCUUAUUUUAUUUGAUAAAUAGUUUCACAAAGGGUUUAACCAAACUUGCUAAAGACUUGUGGUAUUGAUUGUUUAUCAACAAAAACACUUUUUAAUCUUCCAAAAAAAUUCUUGUAAAAAAGUAUUGUUUACUGUAAGGGCCAUCUGAGAUUACCAAUUUAAAGUACAUUUUGUGCUAAUCGUUUAUACUUUUUUUGCCAUUGGAAACGCUAAAUAAAAAUACUUAAUAAUUCUCUACAUAGAAAAGAGGCAGCAUCACUAAUCAACCUCCAAGAAGGGAUGGGAGAGAGAGCCUGGCCCAUUUAAAAGAGUGCUGCUGCAGCUGCUUGUAAUGCAAUUAAUUUCUAUUCAUUAGUUGUCUGAGCACAUUGUCCUGUUAACCGUUUUCAUGCCAAAAUAUAGAAUUAAUAUGAAUAAUUGUUGUUGUAUAUGCAUGACAGAAACAUUUUGUGUUCAAUGUCCCUUUAAAUCUUUGAAACAAUUUGUAGGUGAGAUUUUCACAUAGCGAGUGAUGGAUGUUUUAUGGGAUACAGUUAUUUAGGUCUUUCUUAAAGGCUUCUGAUAUAAACACUGCAAUUUGUCAUUUUGUUUUCAUUUUUAUUACCACAUACAAAUGAUUGUUACCUGAUCACAUUGUGCAUUAAACAUGUAAUUUUUUUUAAAAUGUGAAAAUAAAGAUCAGUGUAUCACA
This is a messenger RNA of Bombina bombina (fire-bellied toad), 6967 nucleotides long. RefSeq names its product recombination activating 1 (gene RAG1). Gene Ontology annotation, molecular function: ubiquitin protein ligase activity; metal ion binding; double-stranded DNA endonuclease activity. Gene Ontology annotation, cellular component: endodeoxyribonuclease complex; nucleus; DNA recombinase complex. Gene Ontology annotation, biological process: pre-B cell allelic exclusion; V(D)J recombination; adaptive immune response. Bases 264 to 3386 code for a protein of 1040 amino acids. The record is from RefSeq and is a predicted model, not a curated record. The transcript has 2 exons. NCBI's taxonomy places the organism in Eukaryota, Metazoa, Chordata, Amphibia, Anura, Bombinatoridae.